AUGGCGUCUGGAUAUUUGUUCACUUUCUUUCUUUUACUAAGUCAUAACGUGUUGUUGCAUUGCGCUUCCGCUGCGGUUCACAGUCACGGCGUGGAUAAUAAUCUAGAACGAGAAUCGGACGGUAGCUACCGUUCAAGGGAUUAUGAUCACUACAGCGACGCCGGCCACAACUCGGAGUUCGACCAUGAAGCCAUUUUAGGCAGUGUGAAAGAGGCAGAGGAAUAUGACAAACUCAGUCCAGAGGAGUCAAAGCAGCGGCUGUCACUUCUGCUGCCGAAGAUGGACCUCAAUGGGGACCAGUACAUUGACAGAAAAGAGUUGAAAGUGUGGAUCUUAAAUUCAUUUAUUAACUUAUCUCGUGAAGAAGCUGAGGAACGCAUGGCAGAAGUAGAUGACAACCGUGAUGGACUGGUCUCAUGGCCAGAGUACCUUCAGGAUGCAUUUGGUGUUGAUGCUGAGGAGGAAAUAAACCCUGAAGACACAGGAGAUUCGGGAAUGGUAGGGCUGUUACAAGAAGAGAAACAAAUGUUUAAAGCAGCUGAUGUCAAUGGAGAUGGAUCAUUGGACCUUUUUGAAUUUGAGGUAUUCACGAAUCCCGAGGAGCACGCGCCCAUGCACCCGUACCUGGUGAACCAGACGCUGCGCGAAAAGGACCGCGACGGCGACGGCAGGAUCGACUUCAACGAGUACGUCGGCGACAGGGGUGAGUCGAGAGAAAUUAACUGUUGGACUUUUGUGAACGAGUGGCGUUGUUUGAUGACCUCCGUGGCCGAGCGGUAUCUACCAAAGCAACCAGCAGAAGUACUUACAAUGAGUAUGUAGAAUUCAAUUUACCGCAGUGUAAUAAUCUUUCAUCAUCAUCAGCCGAUUAAUGUCCCCACUGCUGGGGCACAGGCCUUCCCUAUGGAUGGAAUAGGGAGAUUGGGCCAUGACCCACCGCGCGGGCCCAGUGCGGAUUGGUGGGUGCUAACGACUGCAGAUGCAGCCGGGACUAACGGCUUAACGUGCCUUCCGAAGCACGGAGGAGCUCGAGAUAGUAAAUUUGGUCACCCAUCCAACGACCGACCACUUUGAAAGUUGCUUAA
This is a messenger RNA of Chilo suppressalis (striped riceborer), 1085 nucleotides long. NCBI's taxonomy places the organism in Eukaryota, Metazoa, Arthropoda, Insecta, Lepidoptera, Crambidae. The record is from the annotation of a GenBank genome assembly.